GUAAUGUGGAAAUGGAUGCUAGAUAAUGCCUGUGAGGGAAUGUAGAGAUGACUUCAAAUAUAGCUUGUGAUCCUACUUUUCCAAUUAUAUUUUUCAAUUCCUUCAGACUACCUCUUCCUACAUAAACUGCUCUUCUUUUCUCAAUCGCUCGUUGACAAUUCCUCUAUAACUUUACGUACAUCUUUUGAUACCACUUUCACACCACGACUCUCCCAUUUCCACCAUGUCUACCUCAUACAGAAGCUCUUUCUGGGCUUGCUGCUCCCCCAUUAAUCUUUGCAUGAAAGCAUGGUGCUGUCCCUGCUUCGUCUCCGGCCGCAAUCACCACCGUAUCAAUCAUGGCAACGAUGUUGACUAUUCUUCCUGUAACGGCUCGUGCUGCGGUUGGUGUGUUCUUGCUCCCGUUGGAGGAUUAUCAUUCGUAUUGCAAAUGCUUGAUCGUCAAAACAUGCAGCAGAAACACGGUCUCGAAGGAAGCGGCUGUGGCGCCUGCAUGGCAUCCUACUGUUGUCCCUGCUGCGAAUUGAUGCAAACAAGCAAGGAACUGGAUUAUAUUCUCCUCGAGAAGAACGCCGGUGCACAGGGGUAUCAACCUCAGCCAGGAAUGGUUGCUGGUCCCCAGGCUGGUGGCUAUACUGAUAAGUGAAUGCCCUUUGAGGUGUUUCUUUCUGGUCAAAUUACUCUUUGCGCUGGUUUGGGUUAGGGACAGAUGGGUCGAAUCUUAUUUGGGAUAGAUAGGGAGUUUGUUUAUACCAUAAUUUUAUUACAUUGGAGUUCAAACCUAUUCCCUA
This is a messenger RNA of Botrytis porri, 791 nucleotides long. RefSeq lists its product as uncharacterized. NCBI's taxonomy places the organism in Eukaryota, Fungi, Ascomycota, Leotiomycetes, Helotiales, Sclerotiniaceae. The record is from RefSeq and is a predicted model, not a curated record. The transcript has 3 exons. The coding region runs from base 224 to 646 and encodes 140 amino acids.